Molecule: messenger RNA, 1921 nt
Organism: Octodon degus (degu)
Lineage: Eukaryota; Metazoa; Chordata; Mammalia; Rodentia; Octodontidae
Gene: Fto
Product: FTO, alpha-ketoglutarate dependent dioxygenase
Exons: 11
Coding region: 113-1639 (508 amino acids)
Biological process (GO): regulation of multicellular organism growth; RNA repair; DNA alkylation repair
Molecular function (GO): mRNA N6-methyladenosine dioxygenase activity; broad specificity oxidative DNA demethylase activity; ferrous iron binding
Source: RefSeq, a predicted model, not a curated record
GGGGAAGGCGGCUUUAGCGGCAGCAUGAAGCACGCUCGGACCGAAGAGGAACGAGAGCGCGACGCAAAGGGUGCUUUAAUCAGUGGAGCUGAAUCCUUAUCCAGAACCCUUGAUGCAGAGGAGCCUGGGAAAUGUACUUCUUAUCUUUCCAUUCUGUGCAGUGCAGAAACGGAGGCUUCUUGAGGAGCUAAAUGACACUUGGCUUCCUUAUCUGACUCCUAAAGAUGAUGAAUUCUAUCAGCAGUGGGAGCUGAAAUACCCUAAGGUGAUUCUCCGAGAAGCAGGCAGUGUGUCGGAAGAGCUCCACAAAGAGGUGCAGGAGGCCUUUCUCACAUUGCACAAGCAUGGCUGCUUAUUUCGGGACCUAGUGAGGAUCCAAGGCAAAGAUAUUCUCACUCCAGUGUCUCGCAUCCUCAUUGGGAAUCCUGGCUGCACCUACAAGUACCUGAAUACUAGGCUUUUUACAGUACCCUGGCCUGUUAAGGGGUCUGAUGUAAGCUACACUGAGGCAGAGAUUGCUGCUGCUUGUCGGACCUUUCUUAAGCUCAAUGACUAUCUGCAGAUAGAAACCAUCCAGGCUUUGGAAGAACUUGCUGUCAAAGAGAAGACCAAUGAAGAUGCCACGCCAGUGUGUAUGACUGAGUUCCACAGAGUUGGGAUGAGGUCAUCCUGUGAUGAAGCAGAUACGAAGAGCAGAGCAGCAUAUAACGUCACUUUGCUGAAUUUCAUGGAUCCUCAAAAGAUGCCAUAUUUGAAAGAGGAGCCUUACUUUGGUAUGGGGAAAAUGGCAGUGAGCUGGCACCAUGAUGAAAACCUGGUGGACAGGUCAGCAGUAGCAGUGUACAGUUAUAGCUGUGAAGACUCUGAAGGAGAAAGUAAGGAGGAUUCUCAUCUGGAAGGCAGAGAUCCGGCUACCUGGCAUGUUGGUUUUAAGAUCUCCUGGGAUAUAGAGACGCCUGGUUUGGCAAUACCCCUUCACCAAGGAGACUGCUAUUUUAUGCUUGAUGAUUUCAAUGCCACCCAUCAGCACUGUGUUUUGGCUGGAUCACAGCCUCGGUUUAGUUCUACCCAUCGAGUGGCAGAGUGCUCUACAGGAACCUUGGAUUAUAUUCUACAGCGCUGCCAGUUGGCUGUGCAAAAUAUCCGUGAUGAUGUGGAUAAUGGUGAUGUCUCUUUGAAAUCCUUUGAACCUGCAGUUUUGAAACAGGGAGAAGAAAUUCACAAUGAGGUCGAGUUUGAGUGGCUGAGACAGUUUUGGUUUCAAGGCAGUCGAUACAGAAAAUGUACUGAUUGGUGGUGUGAACCCAUGACUCAGCUGGAGAGGCUGUGGAAGAAGAUGGAAAGGGUGACAAAUGCUGUGCUUCAAGAAGUUAAAAGAGAGGGACUCCCCGUGGAACAAAGGAAUGAGAUGCUGACUGCCAUCCUUGCCUUGCUCACCACCCGCCAGAACCUGCGGAGGGAAUGGCAAGCCAGAUGCCAGACCCGAAUUGCCCGAUCUUUGCCAUGGGAUCAGAAACCAGAGUGUCAGCCCUACUGGGAGCAGGAUGAUCCCUCGAUGCCUCUGCCCUUCGAUCUCACAGAUGUUGUUUCAGAACUCGGAGAACUCAGAACAGCCAGUGGUCCCAGACCUCCGACCUAGCACAGCAACAUGCUAAGCACUGUCUUCCGGCUCAGAAGCAGGCUGUGGUCCUCAACAGUUUGCAGCAGACCCCAUGGCUGCCCAUUACCACCUACCACGGACCUGACCUGUGUUGCAUCUCCUCUUGGGAGCUUUCCAGACCUUGCACCCUGUAGGAGAAAUGAGUAGUGUUUAGUGCUCACCCCAAUCUUCGUGUAUCCUUGCUGAACUGUACUGUGAACUGCUUGUACAAAUGCCAUUUGUAUCAUUAAACAUUCGGAUAAAAUAAAGAUGUUAAGGACA